AGGGAACACAUUAGGGGACGGAAAGAGAAUGAGUACAAAUUGGAACCGGAGAGCAGGAACGAUGGAGGGAGCUGAUGAAGACGAUGAUAUCGCCUCACAUGGAAAUCACAAGAAAAAACAUAAAAAACACAAAAAACAUAAAAAAAGGCAUCAUCAGGAUGGUGUGGGCCUAGCUCUGUUUGCUGAUGACACCCCAAAACAACAACAUAGGCAUCCUUCAAGCUCCCCUAAAACACCUCACAAACACCCUGACAACUCUCCCAAACCGCAAUUAAAACUGAAGAUCAAGCUGGGGGGGCAAAUUCUGGGCACCAAGAGUGUCCCCACGUUCACUGUGAUCCCUGAGUUGUCGGAGUCCCCGUCUCCUGUCAUGGUUGUGGAUGAUGAUGAGGAGCCCUUGGAGGGGGUGCCAAUUGAGCAGUAUCGGGCAUGGCUGGAUGAGGACAGUAACCUGGACCCUCUCCCCUCCCCGGUUGGCAUGCCAGAGCCCGAGCAAGAUGAGGAGUCCCGAUGGCUGGAUGCACUAGAAAGAGGAGAGCUAGAUGUAAAUGGAGACUUGAAAAGGGAGACUGAUGAGACCUUACUGACCGCACGGCAGAAAGCACUUCUCCAGAAGCAGCAGGCGCAGUCCCUGCCAAUUUUCCCAGCUGUCAUGUUCCCACCACGCCAAGAGCUCUCCGAGGAGAUGUUGGUGAAGCGGGAGGAGAAGGCACGUAAGCGCAGGCUCCAGGCAGCUAAGAAGGCCGAGGAGAGUAAGAAGCAGACCAUUGAAAGGUUAACCAAGACCUCCAAAUCGCGGGGUGCUAAACCUCCUCGGGAGAGGCGAGGUCGUCAACCUCCCUGUCCCACCAUUCGCUACCAGCACACAGCCGAAGCCAUUAUGGUUUCCUACCCUCCUGCUGUACCUGGUCCAAUCCCAGCUGAGCCACGGGUGGCUCUACCUGCUCCAACCCUUUGCAGAGUGCCAGGCUGUGGCAAUCCCAAGAAGUAUUGCUGCUCGAGGACUCUAGCACCUCUCUGCAGCCUGGAGUGUUACCGAAAGAACCUGCUGGGCUUCAGCCUAAACACUGCUGCCCCUGCAGGGGUCACAGAGAUUAAAGUCUGCACGCAGCAGUCUGAGGAGAGUGACCUAUAGUACACUUCUGUUGUGGAGCUUUUAGGAAAUCCGAGCAUGCCUAGUGUAAAGGUUAUCUUGUGCUGUCUGGCCACGAAGAGCAGUGCGCCCUGGGAACAUACUGUACUAAGCAUACCGUACUGCUGCAGGACAUCCUGUAUAGACUGGUUAAAGCAGUGCAUCCUGGGAGCAUACCGUACUGCUGCAGGACAUCCUGUAUAGACUGGUUAAAGCAGUGCAUCCUGGGAGCAUACCGUACUGCUGCAGGACAUCCUGUAUAGACUGGUUAAAGCAGUGCAUCCUGGGAGCAUACCGUACUGCUGCAGGACAUCCUGUAUAGACUGGUUAAAGCAGUGCAUCCUGGGAGCAUACCGUACUGCUGCAGGACAUCCUGUAUAGACUGGUUAAAGCAGUGCAUCCUGGGAGCAUACCGUACUGCUGCAGGACAUCCUGUAUAGACUGGCUAAUGCAGUGCAUCCUGGGAGCAUAGCUGCAGGACAUCCUAUAUAGACUGGUUAAAGCAGUGCAUCCUGGGAGCAGAGGGCUCCACACUUCACUCAGAUAGUACAGCUGCAGAGCAGGUCACACAGAUCCACCAUGAACCUCCUUGUGGGGCCGCAUUUUAGAUAAUCUUACUGUGUGAGCUCAUAAAGAUAAAUCAGCGCUAGCAUUAGCAAACACGGAGAUUGACAUCGGGCUGAGAGUCUGGAAUAUAAUCCUUAGCCCAGGGCUUCAUGGGUUUAUUGUGUUGAUCUACCCCCUCUUCAGAAGGAAUCCAUAUUCCUACGUUACUUGACUUCAUGGCACAGUUGUAUUCUUAGUAAGAGAGCAUCCUUCCUUUACUUGGUUUAUGUAGCCCUAGUCACACCUCCUGUGACUCGCACAGCCUGCAUAAAAUAAAAUGUGUUUUAUAUUAGAAGUUCUUAUCUCUUGUUUUUGUUUAUUGAACUUUAAUCACACACUAGAGUCUGCUGGUAGUGCUAGCAAAUAACAGAGAGGAGUAGAUUUAACUUCCUUUAUUGCACUGUCUGUUAAACAAUAAAUCUCUCUUUACAGGAAAUGUGUAGGGAGACUGUGAGUGACAGCCAUUAGAGGUAUGGCUUGGGCUGCAUAAACAAAGUGAUUUAACUCCUAAAUGGCAGAUAAUUGAUGCUCUAUACAACAUAUGUAGACUUCAAUAAAGGGAGACUAUAGUCACCACAACCACUACAGCUUCAUUAAGUGGUUCUGGUGUCUAUAGCAUGUCCACGCAGGCCUUUUAAUAAAAAGGAAGUGUUUAUAUUGCUGCCUCGUGACACGUCUAGGUGCAGUAACUCAGACGGCCACUAGUCUUAUGUUGCAUAGUGCUCAGCACCUAUGUUCAGGGUACAACCAUUUCAAUGGAGAAAAGGUAAGCUUAAACACCUUUUAACUCCACUCUGAUGGGGAGCGGUCACCUUACUCAUGUUACAGCUGCUUGUCUCGUUAAAAUAAAUUUGAAGGAGCACUGAGCACCUAGUUUCUGGAUGAUUCUCAAUGUAUAUUUCAGUGGUGCAAACCCCAGAGAAGGGGCAGGUCCACUAGAAGUCAUCUUGGAGUCACAUGAGACAUUCUAAAACCUUGACUUAUGUCCUAAUUCAAACCAAGAAUGUGGAGAGCAUGUGAUCUCUGCAGCCAAUUAGCGCCUGGCAUUAGCAGAGCAGAUACGAUAUACAAAUCCAAACCUAAACUGCAGUCAUUCUCAGCCCAAACGCACCCUGUGUAAAAGUAGGGUCAUAAUCCAAAAUAUAAAAACAAGGAAUUGGCAGAAUUGCCUGCAGUCCUUGUAACCGAUAUUAACGAGGGUAUUAUAUCGCAGUAAAUCUAGAAUUCCAAAAUUGACAGAAUAAAAAAAAAAUAGUAAUCGUAAUUCAGGAAUAAAAAAGAAUUAUACACCAGAGUUUCCGUCAAAUGCAUUUAUUUAUAAACUAUUGGGUGUGAAGAACUAUGUAUAGUAAGCAAAAACUAAGGAGCCAUAGUGACCGGACAGCGCAUUAACGGAGAUAACUGCAUCGAAUCACAGCGCAUGUUUGUCUAAGGGGGUCCUAUCAAUUUCAGGGGUCUUUGCAAAUAGGGGUGGAAGGUAUACUGAUCCCGUCGUGGACGCUGUGAUCCAUAGACUAUGACCCCGUCGUGGACGCUAUGAUCCAUAGACUAUGACCCCGUCAUGGACGCUAUGAUCCAUAGACUAUGACCCCGUCGUGGACGCUAUGAUCCAUAGACUAUGACCCCGUCAUGGACGCUAUGAUCCAUAGACUAUGACCCCAUCAUGGACGCUAUGAUCCAUAGACUAUGACCCCGUCAUGGACGCUGUGAUCCAUAGACUAUGACCCCGUCGUGGACGCUAUGAUCCAUAGACUAUGACCCCGUCGUGGACGCUAUGAUCCAUAGACUAUGACCCCGUCGUGGACGCUAUGAUCCAUAGACUAUGACCCCGUCGUGGACGCUAUGAUCCAUAGACUAUGACCCCGUCGUGGACGCUAUGAUCCAUAGACUAUGACCCCGUCGUGGACGCUAUGAUCCAUAGACUAUGACCCCGUCGUGGACGCUAUGAUCCAUAGACUAUGACCCCGUCGUGGACGCUAUGAUCCAUAGACUAUGACCCCGUCAUCGACGCUAUGAUCCAUAGACUAAUUCUUUGAAUCCGUGCCAGAGUAUGCCAGGCUCUGCUGCCCGUUACGGCGGUGGGACAGAAUAGUCCCGGGUUUGUCGUAUGAGAAUGUCAGUGAAAUCCCAGUGCAGUCAUUCUCUGAAGAUGAAGACCCAUUGUAGCGGAUUGGUACCGGGCUGUCCCACAACAUGUAUGAGAAAUAGUGUAUUUAGUCAUAUUUCUGGUUUAAUGUGUGUGAACAUGUAUAGAAAUCAUGGUAUCCAGUUAUAUUGACAGUUAAAUGUAUAUAAAGAACUGUAUUCCUCUAGUUGUUAGGUAGAAACAUUCAAAUAAAACAUGGGAAUGAAACUACCGAACAAC
Molecule: messenger RNA, 4103 nt
Organism: Pelobates fuscus (common spadefoot toad)
Lineage: Eukaryota; Metazoa; Chordata; Amphibia; Anura; Pelobatidae
Gene: INO80B
Product: INO80 complex subunit B
Exons: 5
Coding region: 29-1135 (368 amino acids)
Biological process (GO): chromatin remodeling
Cellular component (GO): Ino80 complex
Source: RefSeq, a predicted model, not a curated record